This is a messenger RNA of Papilio xuthus (Asian swallowtail), 4312 nucleotides long. RefSeq names its product intraflagellar transport protein rempA (gene rempA). Gene Ontology annotation, molecular function: protein binding. The record is from RefSeq and is a predicted model, not a curated record. The coding region runs from base 142 to 4230 and encodes 1362 amino acids. Lineage: Eukaryota; Metazoa; Arthropoda; Insecta; Lepidoptera; Papilionidae. The transcript has 11 exons. Gene Ontology annotation, biological process: intraciliary retrograde transport. Gene Ontology annotation, cellular component: ciliary basal body; intraciliary transport particle A; axoneme.
AGACGUAAACACCACCUUUAAAAAAUAAAUGGAAAAUUCAAAACUUUUUAAUGAAUUUGUAGGAACUAAACGUUAUCUGAUUUGGUAAUCGUUAUAACUUUGUAAUUUAGUUAAUUUACGCCGUUUUCGUAUAUAUACGAUAUGACUUUGUACAUUGAUACAAAGUUAAAAUUUGCUGAUGGAAACGUUGUUUCAACAAUUGGUUCAUGGCACCCUUCACUUCCACUAUUAGCAGUUGGUUCAUAUAAUCAAGAAAAAGGUGGAUUUGUGACUAUAUUUCACGAAAAUGGAAAUGCUUUAGAAGGUUGCGACUGGCCAACACUUUUAUCUAAUCAAGUAACAGCAUUAGCAUGGCAUCCGAUAAGGAAACUUUUAGUUGUUGGUUGGGAUGGGGGAGAACUAUACAUAUGGCUUGAAUAUUCUUGGGCGCGGCUAGAAGCGCCCCAUAAUACUGCUUUAACUACAGUCAAUUUUAGUCCCGGUGGCGGACGGUUGAUUGCAUCUGAUGCUGCAGGUUCCCUCUCUGGAUGGCAGUCUGGGUCUGGUGCACCAUUAACUGCAUUUCAUCACCAACUUGGAGAUGUCAUAACCCACAUCCGAUUUUGUUCUCCUCAUUCCAAUACAGAAUCAUCAAUUAGGGGUUUAGCUAGAGCAGCGGUUGCUGGUGAUGAGAAUGCAUUAGAUGCAUUGGCCGCUUGGAGACCACGGACAACAGCUAGGGUGAGGGAAGGAGUUCAGCCUGAUAAUCAUGCAUGUUAUGCUGCUCAAGACAAUGGUAUUAUAUUGUAUAUUGAUCAUGCAGGUGCUUGCUCGGAGGUUCUUAAUGCACCAGGUAAUGUUGUAUUCAUGGACAUUAUUGGUAGCAUGUAUCUUCUCAUUGCAUGGGAGUCAGCUGGAGCAUUAAGCUUAACAAGAUUUAUUACAUCAAAUGAUGGUUCCCUGACUACAGAUACUCAUGUUAGAAUGACAGCUAGAAAUGGUCAAUGUAUAGUCCUGGCAGGAAACUUUUGCGUUGCCGUUAUAACUGGGGAUAACUUGAUAAGAAUUUGGGACAGUGAAAAUGGAGAUAAUGAUGUACUGCCAAAUGAAAAUGAAGAAACAGUUCAAGGGGAUGUAUUCACAAGCAUAAGUUAUUGUAACUUGAGUGAUACAUUAUGUUGUGGAACCUCCCAAGGUUACUUGUACCUCUGGAGACGAGAUCCAAGAAACACUUGGAAGCUUAUAAGUAGCACAUCAGUGAAAGGAACGGUAAAGGAAGUAAGUUGGGGUUCAGAAGGUUUGAUGAAUCCAUUGUUGCAUGUUAAUUGUAUAACAAAUGCAUUCAUACUCCGUGAGCAACAUGUGUGUUGGGGAUUCUCACAUAACAUUCAGAUGGUGCAAAAAUCAGCCAAUGAAGUGGCUGUUAUAGAUAAACAAAAUGCUACAUCAACUAUUAAUUCAACAAUUACGAUCAAGGCACUUGCAUUUAAAGAAAAUUAUGUUGCACUAGGAGAUGGAAAUGAAGUUCAGAUAUGGAUGUCAAAUAAAGAAAAUGAGUUAAAAUUUUCCCUCUUACGUACAUUUUCAUGGAAAACAGAUGUCCUUAUAAUGUACAAUGAUAUACUUGUUGGUGUUGUCAAUCCACAUGUCGAAACUUACAACAUGACUGGCACUAAGUUAGGUGUCCUACCGAGCUCUGAAACUGAAGGUGAGCCCAUUGGAAUCACAAAUACAAACAAAUUUAUUGUUAUAUCUUCUAUGGAUGGUACUUUAAAACUCGCUGAAAUAACAAAGAAAGGACUUAAAACGCCUUAUCCUCCGAAAAAUUGUUAUCAAAUGAUGGAAGAUUUUGGUGAAAUCAUGAGAGCAUCUGUGAAUUCAUCAGGACAAUAUAUUUGUCUAAGUAUCGCAAACUCCGGUUUAGCACCUGAUCCUAGACUCUAUCUGUGGGAUGUAGCUAAUGACGUAAUUACAAAUACUUUAAUAUCAAAGAACUCAGUUCCCCCAUAUCAAUGCGUUCCCAUAACUAUAUUGUGGGAUAACAACGAUCCAAGACUUGUCGGAGUCCACAUGAGGUCUGCAGAUGUUGAUAGCAUUCACUUGUUCUUUUGUCAAGAAGGUCAACUUUACGAAUAUAAGAAUUGGUGUUCAUCAUCAGAAGAAUAUUAUUUAUCCGAUUUCGUACUUUGUUCUAUCUAUACGCCAUUUGUUGUUAUACUAACGCAACAAAACAUUAAGAAAAUACUUAUUCAAGGAUUCGAUGAGGAUGAUCAGGAUCAAAGUAAACAUCGAAAUGUUCUUAAUUUUCUUUAUUACAUGACGACGGGUAAUCUAGAGAAAGCCGUUGUGGUUGGAACGAAUAUAUCGACUGGUAGUAAAAGUGCUUUAAUAUGGGAUAGCCUGGCCAAGGUUUGUGUUUCACUUAAACGUGCAGAUGUUGGUGCAAUAUGUUUGAGUAAGAUGGGCAACAUUAAAGGUGCUUUGAUGCUGCGACAAGCCAUGAACAACGAUAGCAUGGACGACACUUGUAAAGUAGGAGUUUUGGCUGUUAAUCUAGGAAUGAUCGAGGAGGCCGAAGAGCUAUUUAAAGAAUCUCAAAGACCAGAUCUUAUAACACGAUUGAAGUCCGCUAAAGAGGGCGGACUCAAUGAAAUUAUAAAUGGUGAUAAUAAUAGUGAGAAUGUACUUCUUGUAAAAAGCGCACAACAUAAAUUGGCCAAAGUCUUAUGGGCUAAUGGAGAAACUGGACCUGCUUUAAAAUUGUUCGAAAGUGCAGGAACUCUAGUUCCUCAUGUUCCGAGAAUGUUAAUUGCUCAAGGACAGGCGUCCGUACUUGAGCAAUAUGUACGUAGUUCUAAUGAUCCAAAACUUAUAACUUGGUGGGGUCAUUAUCUUGAGAGUAUUGGGGAUGUAGACGGGGCUUUGGAAGCUUACGCCCGCGCCAACGACUUUGGAGAACAAACAAGAUUACUCUGCAACAUGGAUAGAAUUGAAGAAGCGGAAAAAUUAUGUCAGAAAAAUUCUUCUUCGCUCUAUCAAAUGGCGCGAUACUUAGAGAUGAAUAGUAAGGAACCUGAUGCUGCUGUUAAGAUGUAUAUAAAAUGUGGAGUGAUAUCGUCGGCAAUCCGAGUAGCAGCGGAAGCGAACGCUUGGAAUUUGGUGUACAGGGCGGGAUCUGUAUCUACGAGGCACUCUGUAUAUGCUGCAUCCAUACUAGAAAACGCGGGCCAAAACGAUCAAGCUAUCGCCUUGUAUCAAAAAGCAGGCAAACCGCACAUGGCAUUAAAGCUCGCGUUGAGCUGCGGCGACACUAACGCGCUGGUGACAGCUGUAGAGACGCUCGGAGAACGCGUCGACCCCGAAUUGGCCCAAACGUUAGCCGCUCAUCUACGUACUACUAACCACCAUUCACAUGCCGCUGCACUGCUCGCUACUGCUGGCAAGUAUGAAGAGGCGUUGGACAUAGUAGAAGAUUCCAGCGCCCCGUUGUCGGAGGAGUUGAGCGAGCGUCUAGCGGCGCCGGCCGGUACUGACGGGCGCGUGGCGCUGCUGCGGCGGCUGGCUGACGUGCUCGGCGCACGCGGACUCUACCACCAGGCUGCUAAACGACUCGCACAUGCCGGGGAUAAGGCAGGUGCGAUGCGCUGGCUGCUGCGGUCGGGCGACGCGGAUCGUAUCGCGACGUUUGCGGCAGCGUCGCGCGACCGAGUGGCGCAGCUGAUGGCGGCCGAUUUCCUGCGGCGGCGAGCAGCGUGGCGCGCGCGCCCCGACCUCACUCGCCACGUGCUGCACUUCUACACACGCGCCAAGGCAUAUGCCAAACUCGCCGCUUUUUACGCAGAGUGCGCGCAGAUGGAGAUAGAAGAUUAUGAUAACUAUGAAAAAGCACUGGAAGCUCUAAAAGAAGCUUCUCGCUGCAUCGCUAAGUCGUCAGAUGCUGAAAUAGGAUCACAAACAUUGGCCCUGCAGGAGCAAAGCUCAUUUUUGAAGCGCUUUAUUGAGGUGAAAAAGCUAUUAGAAGCGGGAGAUAUUAAUGCAGGAGUUGCCAGUGGCCAGCAGCUUAUCCACGCGAUAAGUGGACGACCCGGAUUGCUGUCAGAAGAAAAAAUACUCAAAUUAUUAAUACAACACGCUCCAAAUCACCAUGAUGUUGAACGGUUGGAACAAAAACUCAAAUUAUUGCAACAAAAACCACAAGAGGACACUGAAUCUACAGAUUCACCAGAACAAAGUAUUGAAGAAGUAAUUUAAGAGUUGAAAAAGAAUGAAUGUAAGAUAUAUUUCGAAGUAAGAGACUUUUGUAUAAAUUAUAAAAUAAAAAUGUACAAUAUCA